This is a messenger RNA of Knipowitschia caucasica, 402 nucleotides long. Lineage: Eukaryota; Metazoa; Chordata; Actinopteri; Gobiiformes; Gobiidae. The record is from the annotation of a GenBank genome assembly.
AUGGUUUUAACUCAGCAGGUUGAGACAUGCGGCAGCUUCAGACCUGCUGCUCUCCAGUCUCGCUCUUGUGAACUCUGCGGCCACAGCUGGGUCCUCCACGGAACCCUAAAGAUCCACUACAAUGCGGUGCACCUGAAAAUCAAACACCGUUGCACAGUUUCUGGCUGCACCAUGGUCUUCAGCUCUUUACGAAGUCGCAACCGUCACAGCGCCAACCCCAAUCCUCGACUCCAUACCUGCUCUGGGCAUCACAACAUGGACGACAGCCUGUUCAGCAAAAAUCCACCAAACGCUACCGACAAAACAGAAGACGAUGAACUUUGGGACAGAGGUUUUUCCAUGUGUACACCUGUGUGGACCGCUACCUGGCCGUGGUACACCCAAUCGCGUACCUGCGCUUGA